This is a messenger RNA of Ceratosolen solmsi marchali, 3003 nucleotides long. It is a transcript of the gene Stt3B, whose product is annotated as catalytic subunit 3B of the oligosaccharyltransferase complex. Gene Ontology annotation, molecular function: dolichyl-diphosphooligosaccharide-protein glycotransferase activity. The transcript has 7 exons. The coding region runs from base 443 to 2872 and encodes 809 amino acids. Lineage: Eukaryota; Metazoa; Arthropoda; Insecta; Hymenoptera; Agaonidae. Gene Ontology annotation, cellular component: membrane. Gene Ontology annotation, biological process: post-translational protein modification. The record is from RefSeq and is a predicted model, not a curated record.
ACAAUACAUAUAUUUAUAAAACAUCUAUACGCAGGUGCAAUUAAUAACCUGGAAUUAUACAAGAAAAAGUCUAGCAGAAAAUGAGGUUGGCACUUUUAUGAGUUGGCGAUCAUGAUUAUUAUAACCGGCUUUAGACGUGUCUACUUAUUCGGUUAGUUAUUGCAUAUGAUAUUAAUAUUAUCGAUUCUACAUUAAUACGAUUAUAUAGUAAUAUUUAUCAGUUGCUGUUUAUGAAAAAAGGGGAGCCUGUGCAUCUGUUUAGUUUGCUACGUGUCGAUUAGUUUGACUGAAUAAAAAUUUUGGAUAUAAGACUGCGUAAAGCCAAUUGCAGCACUCCAUGGAGAUCAGAUCAUUUUGAGAAUAGUUGAAAGUGAGAAAGCUCAAGAAUCUCCAACGAGAUAAUCAACGAAAAUUUAAAGUAGAAUAUCAAUUGGAAAAGAACAUGCAACUUAACAAGGCAACGGCUGCAAUAGCUGCAAAUCCUCCGUCUUCUGGCAAUAAAAAGAUUUCUUUUUUCGAUAAGAAACCUAUCGUUAAACAGGUCAAAUCAUCUACAUUGACGAACAUUGCUGGUCUCAAUUCUCUCAUCACCUUCACUGUCCUCCUGCUUGCAUGGAUUUCCGGCUUUGCCUCGCGACUCUUCGCCGUCAUACGCUUUGAAAGCAUCAUUCACGAAUUCGACCCCUGGUUUAAUUAUCGAGCAACAGCAUACAUGGUUCAACAUGGUUUUUACAAUUUUUUAAAUUGGUUUGAUGAAAGAGCAUGGUAUCCAUUGGGCCGUAUUGUUGGUGGAACAGUUUAUCCAGGCCUAAUGAUUACCUCAGGAUCAAUACAUUACAUUUUUUCAUCUUUAAAUAUACCAAUUCAUAUCAGAGAUAUUUGUGUUUUUUUGGCACCAAUAUUUAGUGGACUUACAGCAAUAUCAACAUAUUAUUUGACUAAAGAGCUAUGGAGUGCAGGUGCUGGAUUAUUUGCUGCUUGUUUUAUUGCCAUUGUUCCAGGUUAUAUUUCAAGAUCAGUGGCUGGUAGUUACGACAAUGAGGGCAUUGCUAUAUUUGCAUUACAAUUUACCUAUUAUUUAUGGGUGAAAUCUGUCAAAUCGGGUUCAAUUUUUUGGGCAUCUAUGACUGCUCUAUCUUAUUUUUACAUGGUUUCUGCUUGGGGAGGAUAUGUUUUUAUAAUUAACUUAAUACCUCUGCAUGUUUUUGUAUUACUUAUUAUGAAUCGUUUUAGUCAACGUCUUUUCACAAGUUAUACAACUUUUUACAUCUUGGGACUUUUAUUCAGUAUGCAAAUCCCAUUUGUUGGCUUUCAACCUAUUCGAACAUCUGAACAUAUGGCUGCUGGUGGUGUAUUUUGUUUGCUUAUUCUCAUUGGAACAUUAAAGUAUCUUAGAACUUUCUUAACAAAAUCAGAAAUUAAAUACUUUGGUGGAAUUGUUACUGGUAUAGCAAUUAUAUUACUGACUGUUUUAAUUGGCUUAACAUAUGCUGGUUUUGUAGCACCAUGGAGUGGAAGAUUUUAUUCCCUUUGGGAUACUGGCUAUGCAAAAGUACAUAUUCCUAUAAUUGCUUCUGUAUCAGAGCAUCAACCAACAACUUGGUUUAGCUUUUUCUUUGAUCUACAUAUUCUUGUCACAACCUUUCCGGUUGGACUUUGGUAUUGCAUUAAACAUAUCAAUGAUGAACGAGUUUUUGUGGUAUUAUAUGCUAUCAGUGCAGUAUAUUUUGCUGGUGUAAUGGUUCGUUUGAUGUUAACCUUAACCCCAGUUGUCUGUAUGCUUUCUGGAAUAGCAUUCAGUGGCCUCUUAGAACUCUUCUUAAAAGAAGAGGAUCGUGAUGAAAAUAGUGGAUUGAAUGCUAGUGAAGAAGAAAGUGAGGAAGAGCAAGAAAAAAGUCCAGGACGUGCGCUAUAUGAUAAAGCUGGUAAGCUUAGAAGAAUGAAGCAUGAGAAACCAAAAGGUAAUGGGGACGGUCUUGGAUCAAAUGUACGCAAUGGAGUUGUAUUCUUUAUAUUGGUGCUGUUGAUGAUGUUCACUGUACACUGCACUUGGGUAACAAGUAAUGCUUAUUCAAGCCCAUCAAUAGUAUUGGCUUCUUAUAGUAAUGAUGGUGGAAGAGCGAUACUUGAUGAUUUUCGUGAAGCUUAUUAUUGGCUUGCUCAAAAUACUCCUACUGAUGCCAGGAUCAUGAGUUGGUGGGACUAUGGAUAUCAAAUAGCUGGAAUGGCCAAUAGAACAACCCUUGUAGACAAUAACACCUGGAAUAAUUCUCAUAUCGCUCUUGUCGGUAAAGCAAUGAGUUCCAAUGAAAGUGCAGCCUAUGAAAUUAUGACAUCCCUUGAUGUUGAUUAUGUGUUAGUCAUUUUUGGUGGAAUGAUUGGCUAUUCUGGUGAUGACAUAAACAAGUUCUUGUGGAUGGUGAGAAUUGCUGAAGGUGAACAUCCUCAAGAUAUUCGUGAAGGCGAUUAUUUUACUGAAAGAGGAGAAUUUCGCAUUGACUCUGAGGGAUCACCAACACUCCUAAACUCUCUCAUGUACAAACUUAGUUAUUAUCGAUUUGGAGAAGUUAAAAUUGAUUAUCGCUCACCAUACGGUUACGAUAGAACUCGCAGCGCUGAGAUUGGUAAUAAACAUUUUCAGAUCACAUACUUAGAAGAAGCUUAUACCUCGGAACAUUGGCUUGUUAGAAUCUACAGAGUAAAGAAGCCAAGUGAGUUUAAUCGACCAAGAAUACCAAUAUCGAAACGUCAAAUUAUACGUCAAACUAGUUCAUACAUCAGUAGAAAGACUGCUAGAAAAAAAAAAGGUUAUAUCAAGAAACGUCCAACAGUCAUCAAGGGUCAGAAACUGCAAAAAAGGAUAUCAACGUAACAUAAACAACAUUCCACUCAAAAAUACAUAUUUUUUUUCAAAUUUAAAAAAUCACCGUCCCUUGGAUCUUCAGAUCAUGAUUUUUAUUAUCAAUUGUGCAAUUAUGAAGUAAAAUGUUUUCCUAAAUACAA